AUGGCCUACAACAGAUCCUACAACCCGGACGAGCUCCCCAGAUUCGCCGAGCCGGAACCAAGACAAGGCACUUCACCGGCUCCGCCUCAGCAGGCUCCUACCACAGCGCGCUACGAAACGAAACCACCACCUCCCCGCCCCGUCGAACAUCGCAACACCGGCUUCGAACAGCGUCAGAACUCGUACGAUCCCCAGCGUCAAAACACAUACAAUCAAAACGCAUAUCAUCAAAACGCAUACACUCAGAACCACUACGCUUCCGGCUCAGCAGACCCGCACCGACUAUCACCGAGAAUGCAGCAAGGACCACCACCAGACCGCUACGGCAUGAGCCCGCCUCCCUCGGCGACCGGCAGUCGGCCCGCUCAUCAUAACCUCCCCCCGGUCUCUUCGCGACCGCCCCCGAGCCCGACGACCCGCGAUGGCGCCGACCCGACUCUUCUUCCCCUAUUCAGGGCCGUCGAUAAGGAUGGUACCGGCCAGCUCUCCGAACGAGAACUCUCCGCGGCGCUCGUCAACGGGGACUGGACUGCCUUUGACCCGCACACCGUCCGCAUGAUGAUCCGCAUGUUCGACAGCGACCGCAGCGGUACCAUCGGGUUUGAGGAGUUUUGCGGGCUCUGGUCCUUCUUGGCCUCGUGGCGGACGCUGUUCGAUCGCUUCGACAUGGACAAGUCUGGCAACAUCAGCUUGGAUGAGUUCAACAACGCACUGGUGGCGUUUCGCUACCGGCUCAGCCCGCGCUUUGUCGAGCUUCUCUUUCGCACGUACGACAAGCGCGGCGAAGGCGUCAUGAGCUUCGAUCUCUUUGUGCAGGCUUGCAUCAGCCUGAAGCGCAUGACGGAUGUGUUCAAGAAGUACGAUGAUGAUCGCGAUGGGUACAUCACGCUGAGCUUUGAGGACUUCUUGACGGAAAUUCUACGCCAGUUGAAGUGA
Molecule: messenger RNA, 936 nt
Organism: Neurospora hispaniola
Lineage: Eukaryota; Fungi; Ascomycota; Sordariomycetes; Sordariales; Sordariaceae
Exons: 4
Coding region: 1-936 (311 amino acids)
Molecular function (GO): calcium ion binding
Source: RefSeq, a predicted model, not a curated record